AUGUCCGGGCUCUGCGUGCUUUGCCUUGCCGCGGCACUGGCUGCGUUUACCCGGCCCGCCGGCACCGUGGGGCCGAUGGUCCGAUGCGAGCCUUGCGACGCCGGGGCGCUCCUGCAGUGCAAGCCGCUGCCGAAGGACUGCGCCGAGCGCGUGAGGGAGCCCGGCUGCGGCUGCUGCAUGACGUGCGCUCUCGGCGAGGGACUGGCGUGUGGAGUGUACACGGCGCGCUGUGGCUCCGGCUUGACCUGCCAGCACCAGCCGGGGGAGAGCCGACCCCUGCAAGCUCUGUUGGAGGGACGCGGAGUGUGCUCCAGCGCCGCGUCCAAAAAGCUCAACAGCAUUCUCAUACCUGCGCGGAAACAAGAGAAUGCCGGGCAUCAGGCAGAAGGCUUCGCCAACGUGAACGUGACCGCGACCACGCCAGUGUUGCCCGGCGUGGCGACCGCGAAGGGCGGGCACAGCCGGGGGUCGAUGGACACCAGGCCUCCUCUGCACAACAAGCUGAUCCAAAAGGACCAGAACAGGAAGACUCAGAGCUACAAGGUGGAAUCGGUGUCAGGAGGAGCCAAUAUGGACAUGCACAACUUCUCCCUGGAGAACAAGAGGGAGACCGAGUAUGGGCCGUGUCGGCGGGAGAUGGAGAGCAUCCUGAGCGGUCUUAAAAUCAGCAAUGUGCUCAAUCCGAGGGGCUUCCGCAUACCCAACUGUGACAGAAAGGGCUUCUACAAGAAAAAACAGUGCCGUCCAUCCAAAGGCAGGAGGCGGGGCUACUGCUGGUGUGUGGACAAAUACGGGCAGCCUCUGCCCGGCUACGACGGCAAGGAGCGGGGCGAGACGCAGUGCUACAACCUGGAGAGCAAAUGAGAGGACGGAGGGAUGACGAGUGGACGGA
Cyclopterus lumpus (lumpfish) is the source of this 892-nucleotide messenger RNA. RefSeq names its product insulin-like growth factor binding protein 3 (gene igfbp3). Gene Ontology annotation, molecular function: insulin-like growth factor II binding; insulin-like growth factor I binding; fibronectin binding. Bases 1 to 864 code for a protein of 287 amino acids. Gene Ontology annotation, cellular component: extracellular region. Gene Ontology annotation, biological process: regulation of insulin-like growth factor receptor signaling pathway. The transcript has 4 exons. The record is from RefSeq and is a predicted model, not a curated record. Lineage: Eukaryota; Metazoa; Chordata; Actinopteri; Perciformes; Cyclopteridae.